This is a messenger RNA of Coccidioides posadasii C735 delta SOWgp, 1417 nucleotides long. The record is from RefSeq and is a predicted model, not a curated record. NCBI's taxonomy places the organism in Eukaryota, Fungi, Ascomycota, Eurotiomycetes, Onygenales, Onygenaceae.
AUGCCUAGGCCGGCCAAUGCGGCAAUAACAGACGGAAACCUAGAGGAGUUCGCUACUGAAGGAGGGGAUCGCAAAGAUGUUUUCUUCUAUCAGAGCGACGACACUCGAUACAUCCCUCGCGCAAUCCUCCUCGACCUCGAGCCUAGGGUCCUCAAUUCCAUACAAACCGGUCCGUAUAGCAAUAUAUACAACCCGGAGAACUUUUUUGUUGGGAAGCAAGGUAUUGGAGCCGGGAACAACUGGGCAGCGGGGUACUCUACCGGAGAAACCGUGCAUGAGGAAGUUUUCGACAUGAUAGACAGGGAGGCAGACGGAAGUGAUUCCUUAGAAGUGCGUAUAAAACUCCCUGAAGUAAUUCCGAGCCUCUGCUUACAAGACGAACAGGGAUUUAUGCUCCUACACUCCAUCGCGGGGGGAACGGGUUCUGGUCUCGGGAGCUUUCUCCUUGAGCGAAUGAAUGACAGAUUUCCGAAGAAAUUGAUCCACACUUACUCCGUUUUCCCUGAUACCCAAGCCGCAGAUGUUGUUGUCAAUCCUUAUAAUAGUUUGCUAGCUAUGAGGAGAUUGACGCAGAAUGCGGACUCUGUGGUGGUACUUGAUAACGGCGCUCUGUCUAGGAUUGCAGCGGACAGACUCCAUGUUCAAGAACCCUCCUUCCAACAAACUAACCAAUUGGUCUCUACUGUAAUGUCGGCAUCUACGACUACCCUACGUUAUCCAGGUUAUAUGCACAAUGACCUUGGCAGCGUCGUCGCUUCUCUCAUUCCCAUCCCAAGGUCCCAUUUCCUUAUAACCUCUUAUACGCCAUUCACCGGGGAUAAUGUUGAACAAGCAAAGACGGUUCGCAAGACCACUGUUCUCGACGUUAUGCGUCGAUUGCUCCAACCUAAAAACCGCAUGGUUUCAAUAAACCCCAGCAAAUCAAGUUGCUACAUCAGCAUCCUCAACAUCAUCCAGGGUGAAGCAGACCAAACUGACGUGCACAAAUCUUUGCUCCGUAUUCGUGAACGGCGUCUUGCCUCCUUCAUUCCAUGGGGCCCUGCCAGUAUCCAGGUCGCGAUUCCGAAAAAGUCUCCAUACCUUCCCAACACCCAUCGUGUUAGCGGUUUGAUGCUUGCAAACCAUACUUCUGUUGCAACCUUGUUCAAGAGGAUCGUAAGUCAAUACGAUAGACUACGAAAGCGCAAUGCGUUCUUAGAGGCAUACAAAAAAGAAGCGCCAUUUGCGGAUGGAUUAGGCGAGUUCGACGAAGCCAGAGCUGUGGUUAUGGAUCUGGUAGGGGAGUACGAGGCUGCAGAAAAGGAAGAUUAUCUGGAUGGUGGAGGUGUAGGCGCGGAAGAGGGCUAGGUUUUACCCCAAUUGUUGUUUUCUAUCCUGCACUUCAUCUGUCUUUCCACCAUUUCGGCCUACGUACGAC